Phymastichus coffea is the source of this 2204-nucleotide messenger RNA. RefSeq names its product ubiquitin-conjugating enzyme E2 J2-like. The record is from RefSeq and is a predicted model, not a curated record. NCBI's taxonomy places the organism in Eukaryota, Metazoa, Arthropoda, Insecta, Hymenoptera, Eulophidae. The transcript has 4 exons. The coding region runs from base 376 to 1083 and encodes 235 amino acids.
UUUAAAUUUUAGGAGAAAUUCCUAAUAGUGCCGCCUGCAAUCGAUAACUCAGCUGAUUGUCGUAAUCGGUAAAAUCGCUUCAAAAGAAAAAAAGAAAUCUCUUGCGGUCAUUGCCAGUCAAGUUGAUAAACGUCAAAAAGUCUUUGUGGUGACGUAUGUGUACAUAACAGUCCAGAACAGCGAUUUUCCUUUUUGCGUGUUCCUACCGAGAGUAGUUUUCACUUUUCCUUGUCUCGCUUGUCGCGCACACAGUUGCGCGCAGCAUUGGAGUGACGUGGUGAUCUUGUCCCGUGAGCUGUGAGCGAAAGAGUAAAGUGUGGCUCUCGCGACUUUCUACGUUUUCUUUCCUAUUGGACGAUUGGACAUAUUACGAAGAUGAGCCGAAAAACAGGCACCGCUACUGCCAGAUUAAAACAAGACUACCUAAGGCUCAAGAAGGAUCCGGUUCCCUAUGUCCAGGCUGAGCCUGUUCCUUCCAAUAUACUUGAAUGGCACUAUGUUAUUAAAGGACCAGAAAACACUCCAUAUGAAGGUGGAUUUUAUCAUGGCAAACUUAUCUUUCCUGGGGAAUUCCCUUUCCAGCCUCCUAGUAUUUACAUGACAACACCAAAUGGUAGAUUUAAAGUCAACACAAAACUCUGUCUUUCGAUAUCUGAUUUUCAUCCCGAUACUUGGAAUCCUGCUUGGAGUGUAUCCACUAUUCUCAUCGGCUUACUUAGUUUUAUGAUUGAAUCAAGUUCAGCACUAGGAGCAAUCAACACACCUGACUGGGAGAAAAAGCUUUUUGCUGCUCAGAGCCUAGAAUAUAAUUUACGAGACAAACUGUUCUGUGAAUUAUUUCCUGAUACUGUUCAAACUAUCAAAAAGGAGUUGGAGCAUCGGAAAGAAUUGGAAAAGCAGGCAAGGCAUCGUUCAACGACGGCGGAAGGUUCGACGACGGUACCAGACCAUCAGCUCUGGGACCAAACGCCUCUACAUAGUGCAUUGACAAACCUCGUCGUAAUCAUUGGCCUGGCGGUAUUCGCUCUCGCUGUAAAGUAUGUUCUUCGAAGUAUCGCUACGCAAGAGUACAUCCAGCAGUAGACUCUCUUGCAUGUGUACGUGUGCGUGUGUUUAUUUGUCUAAUAAUAAUGAGCGCUGUGCGCUUCAUUCAAAAUGCAACAAAUACCAUCGAGAAUGUGAAUACGGUUUUUCACUUCUGAGUGCGUACGACACGAACAACUAUUACAAUUAAACUUUUGAUAUGAUACUUGAGAGAGCGCAGCACAGGGUACGAAUUGAAUACUUGAACCAAAUUCGAGCCUUUCUGAUUUUACUCUGUUUACGAGUAAUACGAAUCGAUUUAUCUUCCCUUACACGCUUUCAACGUUCGUAUCGUAUAUGUUUCGAAUUCUCAACGUUUGUACAUUCGGAAAUAAAACAACAAAAUAAACUCUUUAGUGCUUCUUCUGUCAUUUGCGCUCUUCUGUAUAUUCAAAACUUCAAUUAAAAGGCUUCUGUAGCGCACAUACCUUCAUACGUUCAGUUAAUACUUUAUUUCUUCGAGUUCACCAAUCGUGCCAAUAAGAAAAUAAAAAUUAAUUGAGGUUUAUGGACAGUUGAUAUUGUAUUCCUACAGCACUGGAUUUUGUAAAUAAAAAUAGUGUUACGUGUGCGUGCUCCGCUUAGUAUAAUACUUUUUCUUAUAUGCUUUUUAUGGCAUUGCGUUUUAUAUUAUACACAAAAAACUUAAGAAUACCAUGUAUAAAAAACGAAUAGAUAUCUUCUGUUUCCAUUUACUGGUUAAUAAUAUAUUUUUAAAACUUCUUCCGAACGAUUCAGUAAUUUUCAUGUUUAAGCAUAAAUAAGUUUAUUGCAUUAUACAUAAUUUAAUAAUUAACUCAACUUUAAUAAUUUCUUACACUUUUUACUGAUAUACUAUCUUGAAUUCAAUUUUAAUUAUUUUAAAAUUUAUUAUAACCGAGCUAUCAUUAACGAACUUAUAAAUAUAUCAACCAAAACAAGUUUAAUCAACAUUAUUUGAUAAAAAUUGCAGGACAAUGAAUGAACAAAUUCUUUCCUGCAUUAAACCUAUCAUUAAAACAAAUUAUCAUGCAUCAUCGAAUGGUUCAGUAAUGAAAAUGAUAAUCCUGUCAUAUUUUAGUUCUACAAAAAAAUGUAAAUAGAUAAUAUAUUAUAAGUAAUGGCUGUAAACUUGCAAAUAU